Impatiens glandulifera is the source of this 1697-nucleotide messenger RNA. RefSeq names its product pentatricopeptide repeat-containing protein At1g80550, mitochondrial-like. Gene Ontology annotation, molecular function: protein binding. The record is from RefSeq and is a predicted model, not a curated record. Bases 109 to 1497 code for a protein of 462 amino acids. NCBI's taxonomy places the organism in Eukaryota, Viridiplantae, Streptophyta, Magnoliopsida, Ericales, Balsaminaceae. The transcript has a single exon.
CCCGAACACUCAAAAUCAGCUCGACUUAUUUGCCGCCCUAUUUCGGUCCAACAAGUCACUGGCUCGGCGGAAGGGCGAAGUAGAGUCAGAAACACCGUGAAUGAAUGAAUGAAGUGCUUCGUUCAGUUUCAGGCGGCAAGAAACAAAAUUAUGCUUCUUCUUCUUCCUUCCAUCAUCUUUCGUCGCCGGCAAAAUCUACUUAUUCUUCAUCAUCUCUCCCGGUCCUUGAGUUUUUCCUCCACGCCCGAUUCAUUUUCUCACCACAACUUGCGCCGCCAAGAUCUGGACCAAAACACACUCGUCCUCCGAACCCUUUCUCUCUACAGCAACGACUGGAAACUCGCCCUCGACUUUUUCAACUGGCAGCUUCAUUCCGACUCCAAUUUUCAUCACACUACACAUACCUACAACCGAAUCAUCGACAUUCUCUGUAAGUUCUUCCAAUUCAACAACGCAUGGGAUUUGAUUCAUCAGAUGAGAAAAACCCAUCUCUCUUUCCCCAAUCGCACCACGUUUCGUAUUCUCUUCAAUCGCUACGCCUCUGCUCAUUUAGUUCAAGAAGCCAUUAUCGCUUACAAUCGAUCCCAAGACUUCAAUUUGAAAGACGAAAUCACCUUUUCUCAUCUCAUCGAUGCCCUCUGUGAAUACAAGCAUGUAGUUGAAGCUGCAGAGAUUUGUUUCGGUAAAGAUGAUGUUCAUCAUCUCAAUAAUACGAAAAUAUAUAACACGAUCCUUCGUGGAUGGCUGAAAUUGAGAUGGUGGAGUAAAUGUUCAGAACUUUGGGAAGAGAUGGAUAGAAGAGGAGUUGAGAAAGAUCUGUUUUCUUAUACCAUAUAUAUGGAUAUUCAAUCCAAAAGUGGGAAGCCAUGGAAAGCUGUGAGAAUGUACAAGAAAAUGAACAAGAAAGGGAUCAAAUUAGAUGUGGUGAUUUACAACACUGUAAUUAACGCGAUUGGACAAUCAGAGGGUGUUGAUUUUGCUGUUCGAAUUUUCCACGAAAUGGCUGAUUUGGGUUGUCAUCCAACAGUUGAGACUUUCAAUGUAAUCAUAAAUCUUCUUUGUCAAAACAGGAGGUUCAGAGAAGCACAUAACCUGUUUGUUGAAAUGUCCAAGAGAGGAUAUUCUCCCAAUGUGGUUACAUAUCAAUCAUUCUUUGCUUAUCUUGAGAAGCCAAUGCAGAUCCUCAAGUUGUUCGAUGAGAUGAUUGUCAAUGGUGUGAGGCCUAGAUUGGAUACUUACGUCUUGCUUAUGAGGAAAUUCGGAAAGUUGGGUUUUCUUCGGCCAGUUUUUCUCGUGUGGAAGAAAAUGGAACAACACGGGCCGAGUCCUGAUAACCAUACCUAUAAUGCUUUGAUUGAUGCUCUGUUGCACAAGGGUUUGAUAGACAUGGCUAAGAAGUACGACGAUGAGAUGUUGGCAAAAGGGCUUUCGGCUAAGCCGAGGGUAGAGUUAGACGCCAAGUUGAUGGAUACCGUAAAAUCCAUCUCAUCAAAAUGAAAGCUAACUAUUAAAGAAGAGCUUCAACACUUUUGGGAAACCACCUUCAAUUUACCUUGUAUAAUCAAAAGCAAAGAGAUGAAAACCAUCGAAGAUAGUGCAGAGCGAACAUCUCAUGAUGUUUGAAUGUUCCUAUAUUGUUAAAGAUGCUACGACAAGAGUGGAACAUGAUCAAAGAGAAUUUUUCUCAAAUUUAUAUA